Molecule: messenger RNA, 2496 nt
Organism: Haliotis rufescens (red abalone)
Lineage: Eukaryota; Metazoa; Mollusca; Gastropoda; Lepetellida; Haliotidae
Product: mucin-2-like
Exons: 3
Coding region: 9-2333 (774 amino acids)
Source: RefSeq, a predicted model, not a curated record
CUUUCAGAAUGGUAUGGUUAUGUAAUUGUAGGACAUUAAGCACCAACGUGAAUGUGCCAUGGCUGGUGUUUCUGGUUACAAUUCAGCUGAUGCUGGGUGACGUCACCACAACUACUACUCAAGCUGACACCACCACAACUGCUUCUCCAGCUGACGUCACCACAACUACUACCCAAGCUGACGUCACCACAACUACUACCCAAGCUGACGUCACCACAACUACUACUCCAACUGACACAACUACUACUCCAGCUGACGUCAGCACUACUACUACUCCAACUGACACCACCACAACUACUACUCCAACUGACACAACAACUACUGCUCCAGCUGACGUUACCACAACUACUACUCCAACUGACACCACCACAACUACUACUCCAACUGACACCACCACAACUACUACUCCAACUGACACAACAACUACUGCUCCGGCUGACACCACUGACACCACCACAACUACUACUCCAACUGACACCACCACAACUACUACUCCAACUGACACAACAACUACUGCUCCAGCUGACGUCACCACAACUACUACUCCAACUAACACCACCACAACUACUACUCGUACUGACACCACCACAACUACUUCUCCAACUGACACGAACACAACUACUACUCCAACUGACGUCACCACAACUACUACUCCAACUGACACAACAACUACUACUCCAGCUGACACCACCACAACUACUACUCCAACUGACGUCACCACAACUACUUCUCCAACUGACACCAACACAACUACUACUCCAGCUGACGUCACCACAACUACUACUCCAGCUGACGUCACCACAACUACUACCCAAGCUGACGUCACCACAACUACUACUCCAACUGACACAACUACUACUCCAGCUGACGUCAGCACUACUACUACUCCAACUGACACCACCACAACUACUACUCCAACUGACACAACAACUACUGCUCCAGCUGACACCACCACAACUACUACUCCAGCUGACGUCACCACAACUACUACUCCAGCUGACACCACCACAACUACUUCUCCAGCUGACACCACCACAACUACUUUUCCAGCUGACACCACCACAACUACUACUUCAACUGACGUCACCACAACUACUUCUCCAGCUGACACCACCACAACUACUUCUCCAGCUGACACCACCACAACUACUACUGCAGCUGACACCACCACAACUACUUCUCCAGCUGACACUGACACAACUGCUUCUCCAGCUGACACCAUCACAACUACUACACCAGCUGACACCACCAUAACUACAACUCCAACUGACACCACCACAACUACUACGCCAGCUGACACCACCACAACUACUACUUCAGCUAAAACCACCACAACAACUACUGCAGCUGACACUACCACAACUACUACUUCAGCUAACACCACCACAACUACUACUUCAACUGACGUCACCACAGCUACUUCUCCAGCUGACGCCAACACAACUACUUCUCCAACUGACACCACCACAACUACUACUUCAGUUGACACCACCACAACUACUACUUCAGUUGACACCACCACAACUACUUCUCCAGCAGACACCAUCGCAACUACUUCUCCAGCUGACACCACAACUACUACAUCAGCUGACACCACAACAACUACUACUGCAGCUGACACCACCACAACUACUUCUCCAGCUGACACCACAACUACUACACCAGCUGACACCACUACUCCUGCAGCUGACACAACCACAACUACUCCUCCAGCUGACACAACUACUACUGCAGCUGACAUCACCACAACUACUUCUCCGGCUGACACCACCACAACUACUACUGCAGCUGACACCACCACAACUACUACUGCAGGUAACACCACCACAACUACUACUCCAGCUGACACCACAACAACUACUACUGCAGCUGACACCACCACAACUACUACUCCGGCUGACACCACCACAAUUUCUACUGCAGCUGACACCACUACAACUACUACUGCAGGUCACACCACCACAACUACUACUGCAGGUGACACCACCACAACAGCGUACACAACGUCAACAUCAGAACGACAUGUAUUCAGGAAAUGUGUCUGUAGAAGCCAAAAUCAAACUGAUGCACCAAGCGAACUGGACAAAGUGACUGAGAAGGCCAAUGAAAUAAAGAAGAACUUAACUGUUGACGUGAAGUAUUUAACCAACACGAUUCUAAAGAAAAAAAGCCGAGACGACAAACGAUCGUCUCCCGUCGUUAUUGGGUGGGUGUAUCUUGUCGUUGUAGCUGUACCUUUUAUGUUGGCUGUUUUGAGUGACGCUGGCCUGGUCGUUAAAUGGCUGUUUAAAACUAAAGUAAAACCCACGUGUGCAAAGGACAGAAAAAGUUAAAAUUACUGCAUAACCGGACUGACAAUGUGCUAUGUUUAUGGCCCAGAGAAUACUUUCUGAUUGUAUCCCUGUGAUUGACGAGUUAAUGACCUCAUUUAAUCCCUGUUACAUGCGUGUACAUAGAUAUAAGAUCGUAUUAUAAAUCAACUUUCUCAAAGUGUAA